CAAUGUUCAAAAAUUUGAGAUCCUUCGCCAACCGCUAGGUAUAAAAUGAUAUGGCAGUUAGGCCAGAAAGAAUUAUCGCGGAGGAUUGUUAGCUCUAGAUGCUACCCACAGCUGCAGGGUAAAGAGCUCUGGAACUAGGCUGAUAUCAACGUUCUUGCACUAUGAGCUCGGUGGUUUUAGACUAUCUAGGUCAAUGGACCACCACUCAGUAUCUUGUGACCGCAGUUAUCGUUCUACUUAUCCUAUUCUACUACUACUCCACAAGCUACCUGGGUGUCUGGGAGAAGGUGGGCGUACCGGGGCCCAAACCGCUGCCACUGCUGAACCACAUGCUGGAUCUGCGCCAAGGCCUAGAAGCAGCCUACCAAAAGUGGUUUCAACAGUAUGGCCAAACUUUCGGCUGUUACGGAAUACAUCCUCACAAAGCAACACUCGUGACCAAAGACUUGAACUUGAUUAAAGAAAUUUUGGUCAAGGAUUUCGAAAACUUUACAGUCAGGUACCGAUCUAUCGAAACAAAGACAAACUUAGGCAAAGGGCUGAGCUCGGCAUCAGCUGGGACAUGGCAAAGACAUCGGCACGUGACAAAUCCAAUGUUUACAGGGGUUCGAAUGAAAGCCAUGCUCCAUCAUGUGACAGCCAGUGCCAGAAAUCUAACAGAACUUAUCCGGCAGUGCGUGGAACGCGGAGACCUCAUUUCCAUCAAGCAAAUCAGCACCAAAUUCUCGACAGAAGUCAUUGCGAGAGUAGGUUUCGGCAUCUACACACACCCAGCGUCUACAGAGGAGACAGAGUUCGCCCAUUACUCUCGGACUUUAUUGAACUUCGGAAACUUUAAAAUGCGUAAAUCGGCUGUCACGUUUUUGUAUUACUUCCCACACGUGUACAGCUUUCUCCAGAGUUUUAUCUCCUCCCUAGACUUCAUCAACUCAAAAUCGGAUCAAUAUUUCAACACCAUUGUCAAGGCAGCCAUAGACGCUAGGAAGCGGGAACUCAUCGAUGAAAACAAUGCUCGUGAUAUGCUUGAUCUACUCACGAAGGCCUCUGUAGAGGACAAUGACAUAAAACUCACCCAAAAGGGGGCCAAAAAAAUGACCGAAGAAGAGAUCAUGGCCAACUCCAAAAUCUUAAUUCUUGCCGGAGUGGAAACUAUCGCGACGGCUUUGCAAGGCAUCAUGUUCUGCUUGGCUCAGCAUCCGGAAGUUCAGGUCAAGGUCGUGCGAGAAGUAGAUGAGGUCAUCACUGACCUGGAUAACAUUGAGUACGAACAGCUUUCCCAGCUCAAAUAUACUGAGCAGGUUAUUAACGAGGGUUUGAGACUAUUUCCCCUGCUCUCGUAUGUCACUCGACUGACGAAAGAGACCAAGAAAUACGGCGACAUUACCAUCGUCAAAGGAACAGUCGUGCAGAUUCCUUUAGGGCCCUUGAUGGUCGACCCCGACCACUGGACGGAUCCUUAUAAGUUUGAUCCCGACAGAUUCACGCCUGAAAACAAGGCCAAAAGAGACCCCAUGGCCUAUCUCCCAUUCGGUUACGGUCCCAGAAUUUGCCUUGGCCAAAGGUUAGCCAUGAUGGAACUUAAGAUUGUGCUGGCGUAUCUCCUGAAAAAUUUCCAGUUUGGUCUGUCAGAGAGAAGUGAGCCGAAGAAAGGGGAAACAAUUAAGAUGGAGUUGUUUGGUUCGACAGUGUUGCGCCCACAGAAACCAGUAUUAAUCGAAGCUAUUAAGAAAGAUGUUCUGUAAUAAUAACUAAAAAAACAACAACAUUGUUUUGAUUAUAUAGUAAAAUAAUUUGAAACAUUUUUUUUAUAUUUUAUUAUUUUAAAUAACUCUUCUUAAGUUUGAAACAUGUUUCAUAAUUCAUGUUUAAAGUCUCUUGAUGUACAGAUAAUUUUUCGAUUCACAAUGUAACAAAAUAAAAUAUAUAAUCACACUCCUAAUUAUUAACCCGUAAAUAAAAUAGCUAGAAGCAAAUUUCCCCCUUCUGACCUUACGAUCUCUAGAGCAGACGAUGUUCAGGUCAUGUUUCUUUGGCCAAUGGUUAACGUGCACGGUGUCACGUGGCCAGCACAAUGACCAACCACCUUUACUUUCUUCAACAUAAGUCAGGUACCCAUUAGAGUUGGGGGGGGGGGAGAAUAAAGGGCACCCUAAAAAUCCCGGAUUUCAAAAUUCCAGUCUUCACCAAGAUUCCAACCCAGAACCCCAGGUUGAGAAGCCAUAUGUUUAACCACUGAGCUCCCAAUGUGUAUAGAAUAAACUGAUAUAUUUGAAUGCAAACAAGCCAAUAUAUGUAACAUUCUUAACAUAGUGUAUAAUGUACAGCAUCAACUCUUUCUCUCUCUCUCUGUCUCUCUCUCUCUCUCUCUAUCUUGUUUUUCAAGCUGAUAUUUUAUUAUUUGGAUUGAAAAUUUGGACCAAUGUUAUUGUACAGUAAAUGUUUUCAUUGGAAUGUUUUGUUUAUUUUCGAAAAUGUACUUGUAAAAUAUUUAACAACUUUCAACAUUUAGAAAUCGAAAGCAUUUUGUUUUCAUUUUUUGGAAAGAAUAUCGAUCUACUUUUAACUUAUAAUAAUAAUAAUAAAAAUAUUAUAUUAAAAAAAUAAAUGUA
Biomphalaria glabrata is the source of this 2609-nucleotide messenger RNA. RefSeq names its product cytochrome P450 3A2-like. Bases 162 to 1742 code for a protein of 526 amino acids. Gene Ontology annotation, molecular function: steroid hydroxylase activity; oxidoreductase activity, acting on paired donors, with incorporation or reduction of molecular oxygen; iron ion binding. The transcript has 3 exons. The record is from RefSeq and is a predicted model, not a curated record. NCBI's taxonomy places the organism in Eukaryota, Metazoa, Mollusca, Gastropoda, Planorbidae.